AAACAACUUCCCCAUCCAUCUUUUUACCCCACCACUCCAAUCCCGUAAACCCUCCAUUACCCACGAAGUAUUGCUUCAACCUCAAUCGCCGAACUACCACAAAAUCUAUACAAAUCUGCCCACCAUGCCUCCAAUCCCACCCAUCCCCAUCCACGCAAACGACCCCAUCAACGACGCCUCCUCCGCCUCAACUUCUUCUACCACCGCAGCAAAGGCCGACGGCAUCACGCCCCGCACCGCCAACCCUCCUCCCACCCGCACCACCCCGGCCUCCGUCCCCGCCACCACAACCGCAGACGCCUCCGCCCCUCCCCCGCCGCAACCAGGCGCGCGUCCGCUCCCUCCCACCGCCACGGCACAACAAACAGGCCACGCCCACGCCCCCGCGCCGCCGCAGCCCGCGCCGGGCAUCAACGUCCCCCGAAGCGUCGAGGCGACGGUGACGAGCACGGCGACGCACCAGCAGCAAGUCCCAACGCCGGCGGCGUACGGCUACGCCGCGCCGACGACGGGCUCGCGCGCGAGCAGGGGCACGGAUACGACGAGUGCGCGGGAGCAGAGGGCUGGGCCGACGACGCUGGGCAUGGGGCCGGCGGGGAGUGCGUAUCAGCCGGAGCAGACGGGCCAGUCCCAGCAGCCGGCGGAGCAGACGAGGCGCAGUUUGGAGCACCCUCCGGGGUAUGUGCAGGAUCCGUAUGCGUCGGCGGAUGGGAGUGCGGCGCAGAGGCGGAGUUUGGAGGAUGCGAGGGCGCGGGAGGCGGAGGAAGGGGGCGUGGGAGCGGCGGUUUGGGGGGCGUUGGGCAGGGCGGGCGAGGCGUUGAAGGGGGCGGAGGAGGCGGUUUGGAGGAGUGUGGGGAGGAAGGGGUAG
Messenger RNA from Mytilinidion resinicola, 868 nucleotides. RefSeq lists its product as uncharacterized. The record is from RefSeq and is a predicted model, not a curated record. The transcript has a single exon. NCBI's taxonomy places the organism in Eukaryota, Fungi, Ascomycota, Dothideomycetes, Mytilinidiales, Mytilinidiaceae. The coding region runs from base 125 to 868 and encodes 247 amino acids.